AUGGGGCCGAGUUCAGCAGACAGUGAAGUGAUUUUAUCUGUAAGAAUUGAUGCAGUAGAUGGGGGAUGUGUGCAGAGACUUAAGAAGUAUGUGCAAUUUAAAUUACACAAGGACGAUUUUCUCCCCUUUGUAUGUGAUGGCUGUUCAGGUGUCUUUUGCCUUCAGCACAGGAGCCGGGAUGCUCAUGGGUGUUCUGAGGUGAAUAUAAGAAACAAUUCUGUGAAACCAGAUCAGCACAGAUCUUACCCAUGCUCAUACAAGGACUGCAACAGAAAGGAGCUUUUGCCAGUUUUAUGUCCCUACUGUGAAAAACAUUUUUGUCUAAGACACCGGCAUCAAUCAGACCAUGAAUGCGAGAAACUGGACACACCAAAACCUCGAAUGGCUGCCACCCAGCAGCUAGUUAAACAUAUUAUAGAUUCUAAAAAAAAUGAGGAAGAAAAAAGCAAAAAACGUAAAGGAGCGAAAACCAAUGAGACAGCAGCAAAAGUGGCAUUAAUGAAACUGAAAAUGCACGCGUGUGGGGACAAGUCCUUGCCUCAGACAGAAAGAAUUUACUUUCAAGUAUUUUUACCAAAGGGGAACAAAGAGAAAAGCAAGCCCAUGUUCUUUUGCAGUAAGUGGAGUAUUGGCAAAGUAGUAGAUUUUGCAGCUUCCUUAGCAAGCCUUAAAAAUGACAACAACAAAUCAACAUCCCAGAAGCUGAGGUUGUGCCAUGCUGCCUCUGGAGAAGCCUUGCCAUUUGAGCACACAUUGGAGACAUGGCUAUCUGAUAAAGACUGUCCAUUGUACAAUGGUGGAAAUAUAAUUUUGGAGUAUCUUGAUAACGAUGUUCUAUUUAUAGAAGAUACAGAGUCGUAUUUUAGUUAAUUGGUAAAUUGUCACAAACAAAAAAAAUUGAAGAUUUUUGUAGAAGUGUGGUAUUCAAACCAAGUCCAGUUU
This is a messenger RNA of Nipponia nippon (crested ibis), 942 nucleotides long. The record is from RefSeq and is a predicted model, not a curated record. NCBI's taxonomy places the organism in Eukaryota, Metazoa, Chordata, Aves, Pelecaniformes, Threskiornithidae.